Parasteatoda tepidariorum (common house spider) is the source of this 1067-nucleotide messenger RNA. RefSeq names its product vacuolar ATPase assembly protein VMA12. Gene Ontology annotation, cellular component: endomembrane system. NCBI's taxonomy places the organism in Eukaryota, Metazoa, Arthropoda, Arachnida, Araneae, Theridiidae. The record is from RefSeq and is a predicted model, not a curated record. Gene Ontology annotation, biological process: vacuolar proton-transporting V-type ATPase complex assembly.
ACGUUUGAAAGUAAUCAAUCAAUCAAUCAAUGAACUUUAUCUAGUAAUCCCCUAAAUAAGGUGGUAAUCAAGUGAAAACUUAAUAAAUUAUCAUUCUGCUUCGAAUAAAGUAGAAUAGUUGCAACUAAACAAGAAACGUUUGUAAACUUAAAUGAAGAGCUUAGUUCGAAAUACUUAUUGUAUAGAGUAAAAUACUAUCUAUCUGAAUGACUUAUUAGACGCAUAUUUUUAUCUUUGUUUUUGAAUCAGUAAACAAUGGUGUUAAUGGAUUUAUUAAUUCUACCUCCUGAAAAUGACCAAGAUAUUUUCAGUAAGGAAUCGGAAAAAUCUGAUUCUAAAUUAAAAGAUAACAGUAUUUCGGUUUCUAAUUUUAUUUCCCUAGCUCAGAGGGGGCAUUUUAAAGAUGCACCUGUUCACGAAAUUUUAGAAAAGUGUGAUCUUCAGUUUUAUUUACCGCCACCACCUCCACGAAGUCCUGAACUGGAAGAAAGAAUUACUAGAUUGAAAGCAGAGCAAUCUAAUGCAGAAUACAAUUCCAUGGUUCGUAAUCUUUCUAAACCACAACGAAACAACGUUUCUUUUCGGGAUGAUAUUCGGUCUGUAACAUCUCAAAUUGCUGCUAUUGUUAAUUUCAUGUUUGCUGUAGUUGGAAGCUUUUUCUUUGCUUAUAAAGCUGUGGAAUAUGCCUUACCUGAACCAAACAUUCCUGCUCAAGUAAUGAUGGGCAUCAUUACAUCAACUGUUGUUGCUUUAGCUGAUUUAUAUUUUCUUCUUCGAACAACAAUAUGAAAUGUAUAUUCUGGGUAAAGGUGCACAAUUUGCAGCCAAGGGCUAAAUACCUUAAUACUGAAUCUUUUUAAUGCAAUAUUUAUUGGAAAACCUAUAUAGCUAUAAGGCAUUUUAUAAGUGUUUUUCAAAUUAAUUUAAAAGAAAAAUUAAAAAUAAAGAAAUUUUAGCACUAAAAUUUCCUGAUUCAAUGUAUCAAAAAAUUUAAGGCUUGCAGUUUUUCUAUUUGAAAAGUUCUUUUGUAAUAAAAACAUGUUCCAAAAAAAUGUAGUUCAAAGAUU